AUGUUUGCUCGUGUCUUCAAGGCUAUGCCCGCCAGGGCUUCAGCCUUCACAUCCGUGAAUGCUUCUCUUCAGGCUCGAUUCAUGGCCACUGUUCGUCAGCAGCGUGUUGCUCAUGAGCGUGCCACCUUCACGAUCCGAGAUGGUCCGAUCUUCCACGGCAAGUCCUUCGGAGCUCGCACCAACAUCUCCGGUGAAGCCGUCUUCACCACCUCUCUGGUCGGAUAUCCCGAGUCUCUGACCGAUCCUUCCUAUCGUGGUCAGAUCUUGGUUUUCACCCAGCCCUUGAUUGGCAACUACGGCGUCCCUUCUGCUGAGCGCGACCAGCACGGUCUUCUCAAGUAUUUCGAGUCCCCCAACCUCCAGGCUGCUGGUGUGGUUGUGGCCGAUGUGGCUGAGCAGUACAGCCACUGGACCGCCGUCGAGUCUCUCGGCGAGUGGUGUGCUCGUGAAGGCGUUCCUGCCAUCUCCGGUGUCGAUACUCGGGCUAUCGUCACCUAUCUGCGUGAGCAGGGUUCUUCCCUCGCUCGCAUCACCGUUGGCGAGGAGUACGACGCCGACCAAGACGAGGCUUUCACCGAUCCUGAGCAGAUCCACCUCGUCCGCCAGGUCAGCACCAAGGCUCCUUUCCACGUGAGCGCAGCCGAUCCUCAGUGCCACGUCGCUGUUCUCGACUGUGGCGUCAAGGAGAACAUUUUGCGUAGUCUGGUCAGCCGUGGCGCCAGCAUCACUGUGUUCCCCUUCGACUACCCCAUCCACAAGGUGGCCCACCACUUCGACGGUGUUUUCAUCUCCAACGGCCCCGGUGACCCAACUCACUGCCAGGAGACCACCUACCACCUUCGUCGCUUGAUGGAGACCUCCCAGGUGCCCAUCUUUGGUAUUUGCCUGGGCCACCAGUUGCUUGCUCUGGCCGCUGGUGCUCGCACCAUCAAGCUCAAGUAUGGUAACCGUGCUCAUAACAUCCCCGCUCUGGAUCUGAGCACUGGACGCUGCCACAUCACCAGUCAGAACCACGGUUACGCUGUAGAUGCGUCGACCCUGCCCUCUGACUGGAAGCCCUACUUUGUCAACCUGAACGACUCUAGCAACGAGGGUAUGAUCCACAAGUCUCGCCCCAUCUUCAGCACGCAGUUCCAUCCCGAAGCCAAGGGAGGUCCUCUGGACUCUUCUUACCUCUUCGAUAUCUACAUUGACAGUGUACGCAAGUACAAGGCCAGCCAGGCUGCCUUCCACCCCCAGCGGGACAGCCUCCCCAGCCCUCUGUUGGUUGAUCUGCUUGCCAAGGAGCGUGUUGGUGUGCAGCCCACUAUCGGCAUGCAGAACAUUGCUGCUGCUGCCACUGCCGCUGCCGCUGCCGCUGCCACUGCUGCUUAA
Molecule: messenger RNA, 1374 nt
Organism: Aspergillus udagawae
Lineage: Eukaryota; Fungi; Ascomycota; Eurotiomycetes; Eurotiales; Aspergillaceae
Gene: cpa1
Product: carbamoyl-phosphate synthase (glutamine-hydrolyzing) CPA1
Exons: 1
Coding region: 1-1374 (457 amino acids)
Biological process (GO): 'de novo' pyrimidine nucleobase biosynthetic process; L-arginine biosynthetic process; L-glutamine metabolic process
Cellular component (GO): carbamoyl-phosphate synthase complex; cytoplasm
Molecular function (GO): carbamoyl-phosphate synthase (glutamine-hydrolyzing) activity
Source: RefSeq, a predicted model, not a curated record